CGUGCAUCCCUGCGAGCUGGCGCCGCCGCCAGCAGACGAACUCGGCGAGUGGCGGCCGACGAGCAACAUCAGCAGCGGCGGCGGCGGCCGACAGCGAUUCGUGCUCGCCCAUGGAGACGGGCUCGCACGGUUCGCCGCACAUAUCGCGGCUCUACCCGGAGAUACUGGCCCUCAUCUUCAGCUACCUGGACGUGCGGGACAAGGGCCGCGUGUCGCAAGUGUGUUCCGCGUGGCGCGAGGCCGCGUACCACAAGUCCGUGUGGCGAGGCGUCGAGGCCAAGCUCCACCUGCGACGCCCAAACCCGUCUUUGUUCCCCAGCCUGGUGCGGCGCGGCAUUCGGCGCGUUCAGGUGCUCAGCCUAAAGCGCUCGCUGCGCGACGUGAUUCAGGGCGUGCCGAACCUUGAGUCGCUCAACAUGAUCGGCUGCUUCAACCUGACCGACGCGUGGCUGAACCACGCCUUCGUGCAGGACGUGCACUCGCUCAACGAGCUCAACCUGAGCAUGUGCAAGCAGAUCACCGACAACAGCCUCGGUCGCAUCGCGCAGCACCUCAAGGGCCUCGAGAGGCUCGACCUUGGUGGUUGCACGGACGUCACCAACACCGGGCUGCUCCUCAUCGCCUGGGGACUGCACAACCUGCGCUCUCUCAACCUGCGAAGCUGUCGCGGCGUCUCGGACGCGGGCAUCGGCCACUUGGCGGGCAUGACCCCCGCCACCGCCAUCGGCACCCUCAGGCUAGAGUCGCUGUGCCUGCAAGACUGUCAGAAGCUCACCGACGACGCGCUCAGGUUUAUCAGUGUCGGACUGCUGGACCUGCGGAGUCUGAACCUGAGCUUUUGCGCCAGCGUCACCGACGCCGGCCUGAAGUACGCCGCUCGCAUGGCGCGCCUGCGGGAGCUUAACCUGCGCUCGUGCGACAACAUCUCCGACCUGGGCCUGGCGUACCUCGCCGAAGGAGGCUCGCGCAUCAGCGCGCUCGACGUCAGCUUCUGCGACAAGGUCGGUGACCAGGGUCUGCUGCACGCAUCGCAGGGACUGUUUCAGUUGCGCAGCCUGAGCCUCAACGCGUGUCCCGUCAGCGACGACGGCAUCGGGCGCGUCGCGAGGUCCCUGGGCGACUUGCAGACGCUACACCUGGGUCAGUGCGGACGCGUCACCGACAAGGGCUUGAGCCUCAUAGCGGACCAUUUGAAACAGCUGCGCUGCAUCGACCUGUACGGCUGCACCAAGAUCACCACCGUGGGACUGGAGAAGCUGAUGCAGCUGCCCAACCUCGGCGUGCUCAACCUGGGCCUCUGGCAACACCAGCUGCACCAACAACAGAGUCCGCCGCAGCAGCGGCACAUCCGGUGACACGCCUGCGUAACAGUGCCUACUCGCCGUGUGUGACGCCUAUUCAUUUGUUUGCUUGCUCAAAGUGACGACCGCCUUCUUCGCUGUGCGCGGGAGGGGACGAGCGGUUUAUGUUUCUUCUUUUCACUCUUGCUCAAGAACGUGAACACUGUGAACACAGAAAUGUGCGGGAUCAGACGCUGGAUUAAGAAAGUGGGCGUGCCAUCGCUCCGUCGUCCAGAAUCAGCAACGACCCGUCCUACGACAUUGUAAGUACUGCGACGCCGACAGAAAAGAACCCGCCACACAGAGAGACGCGAGCUUAGCACGUAUAUGUCGCGCGUGUUUGCUGGACUGGUCAAAAAAUUCUUCCUUCUCGUGCCACAAGGAGACGCUUCGCUCCUACCUUUGUGAAGUUGUAAAUACUUUGUAUAAAAACAGCUCUUGUACAUGUUGCCCUGUAAAUAAGUUAUCCGAGAGCGACGAGUUGUACAUACGAGUCAACGAAUUGAUUGCAGCGCUAGUAAAGUUUGUUUUCAGAAAAAAAAAAA
Messenger RNA from Rhipicephalus microplus (southern cattle tick), 1885 nucleotides. RefSeq names its product F-box and leucine rich repeat protein partner of paired (gene Ppa). Gene Ontology annotation, molecular function: protein binding. Lineage: Eukaryota; Metazoa; Arthropoda; Arachnida; Ixodida; Ixodidae. Gene Ontology annotation, cellular component: SCF ubiquitin ligase complex. The record is from RefSeq and is a predicted model, not a curated record. Gene Ontology annotation, biological process: SCF-dependent proteasomal ubiquitin-dependent protein catabolic process.